AUGAGUUCUAGACGGUUCGGCAAAGCAUCCGCGUUCAAGGAUCACAUAACUAAACCUCUGCUGGCGAUCGUCCUCUUCACUGGGUUCGCGGGUCUGCAAGUAGGAUACGAUACUAGUUGGUGGAGUGCCAUCAUUGCGCUGCCGCAGUUCGCAGGGCUCUUUGGUGGAGGCAAACUCAGCACCCCUAUUGGCACUUUUCGCGUCAUCAGUACGACUGAACAGUCUAUUAGUACCGCAUUUCCUUAUGUUUUUCAACUUAUUGGCGGUGUUUGCGGCGGACAAAUCUCUCACAAGUACGGGCGUAUCGCGCCUCUGUAUAUCAUUGCUGCGGGCUUCAUCGGCGCCACGGUGAUUCAGAUGACCAGCAGCAUUAACGGAUACCGUUUCUGGCAAAUAGUCGCAGGCAAAUUAGUCGUGGCAACAGCGGCCGGCGCAGGUUUGGUGUCGGUGCCCCUGUACAUCGCCGAAAUCGCUCCGGUUCAGGUACGAGGUGCUUUAGUCGGCAUUGUUGCUUGGGCGGUGGUUUUAGGGAACCUGCUCUCUGCUUGCGUCAUGUACGGAGUGAGCGACAAGAUUGGUCAGAUAGUCUGGUUACUCCCGAUGGGGCUGCAACUUCCGGUGCCCAUACUCAUCCUUGUGUUUGCAAGAUGGCUCCCUGAAUCGCCUCGAUGGCUUCUAGAUCAAGAUAGACCUGAUGAAGCUUUGGUGUGCCUCGCACGGGUCCGAACGAGGAGUUCUCGAGCGGCAAUUAAAGCCGAGUUUGGAACCAUGCGCACAACCGUGGCGGAGGAAGCAGCCAAGGCCAAAGGCACCUGGACAGAUCUCUUUAGGGGUCCUAAUCGACUAAGAACGCAUAUUGCGACCGGAGUAUCCAGCUUUGGUCCCGCUCAAGGCUUCAGCUUCAUCACGGGCUAUCUGGUACUCUUCUUCGUCCAAUUGGGUUUCGAGAAUCCCUUGCUCUUGAACGUCUAUGUCAGCUUGGUUGUCGUGGGCAUCGUGAUGAUAUCGUCCUUCGCGCAAGACUUUAUCGGACGAAGAACCCUACUCCUUGGGUCCACAGUGGCCAUGGGCGCCGCCAUGUUCUCGCUCGCGGCCGUAACUACAAAGACCCCUGUUCCAAGUGGAUCCGCGGCCGAUGGCUGCCUAUUCACGAUCUUCCUCUGGGUCGUCGGCUACACAUUGGCAUGGGCGAGUGGACCCGUCAUCGUCGGCACCGAGGUCCCGGCUCAGAAUGUGCGCGACAAAACGUAUGCGGCUUCGAUCUUCUGCACUUCUGCGGUGCAAGCCAUCAGCGCUGGAGUCAACGCUCCUCUACAAAAGAAGUUGGGAGGCCAGAUUGGCUUCAUCUGUAAGUCACGACUCAUACCGCUUGCCAUCAGGUCGAAACCUAACCAGCAGAGCGUAGACGGUGCAUUCUCUGCAAUUGCACUCGUUUGGCUGUACUUCCUUCUGCCGGAUCUCAAGAACAAGAGCAUGGACCAGAUCGAUUGGCUGUUCGACCAGAAGAUCCCUUUGCGCAAGAUGGGUUCCACGCAAGUGCCCGAAAUCUUGCAGAGGGGCCAGGCUCAACGCUCGGUUGACCUCUCGGGUGAAGAGACAGGGAAGAACGGAGGCUCCGUCGAACACUUUGAAAAGUUGUAAAGCGCGGGUAGACGAAGAAUCGGGGGUGGGAGUUCCAUCGAGCUCUGAGCGACAAAUUGGCCAGGGAAGACGCUGGACCGUGGGCGUCAAUUUGUAUCUCUGGAGAAGCGGAUAUUUGGCGGCGAACAGCACAUAUUAUUGGCACAAAGACCAGACGGAUUCAAUUGAAAAGCCCGA
Filobasidium floriforme is the source of this 1818-nucleotide messenger RNA. Its product is annotated as general substrate transporter. Gene Ontology annotation, biological process: carbohydrate transport; transmembrane transport. The record is from RefSeq and is a predicted model, not a curated record. The transcript is spliced from 10 exons. The coding region runs from base 1 to 1641 and encodes 546 amino acids. Gene Ontology annotation, molecular function: carbohydrate:proton symporter activity. Lineage: Eukaryota; Fungi; Basidiomycota; Tremellomycetes; Filobasidiales; Filobasidiaceae. Gene Ontology annotation, cellular component: membrane.